AUGUAUCUCCCUCCACCCACCUAUACUUUCACCAUACCAUCGGUCCACGACGGGAUUCAACUGGACUGCCGUCUCCAUGUUCCCCGCCAACUGAGUGAGCCCGAAGGUACACGCCGGGGCCCAAUCUGCGGAGCUAUAGUUGCCCACCCUUAUGCCAGCCUGGGCGGAUGCUACGAUGACCCGGUCGUGAACUUCGUCGGAAGCGAACUCCUAGAAGCCGGCUACGUGGUGGGGACGUUUAAUUUCCGGGGAGCCGGAGAGUCGGAGGGGAGCACAAGCUGGACAGCACGGCCUGAGCUGGCUGACUACGUCUCCUUCUACGGGUUCAUGCUGUGGUAUUUACAGCUUCUAAGAACGCGACUCAGUUCAUCAAACCCCAGGCCAGAAGAUGGACCUGCGAAUGUGCGACUUAUAUUAGCUGGUUAUUCGUACGGAUCCAUGAUCGCAUCGCAUCUUCCGGCACUUGAUGUCGUUGCAGACCUCUUUGAGAAUAGCGUCGCCGAGUCUGCUACAUAUCGGAUUCGCCGAGAAGCGGAGAGGAUUUUCGCACUAUCGUCGGAUACCCAGGAAACACAAAGCCGAUCAUUGACAUCUGAAGGGGCCUUUAGUAUCUCGAGCGCGAGGAUCUGCUACCUUCUGGUUUCGCCUCUUCUGCCCCCGAUCAACAUGUUCCUGACCCUGUUUUCCAAAUUGUCGUUGAAUGUCGGAGCCCACACUGCCGCUCAGGGCAGGAAUAUCCCAUGCCCCAAUCUGACCGACCAGCUCCGUGCACACCCAACCCUGGCCAUGUAUGGUAGUCACGAUGCAUUUACUUCCGCUCAGAAACUGCGCCAAUGGUCGCAAGAGCUUGGCCUGAAACCCGGCAGUCAAUUCCAAUCGGCGGAAAUCGACGGGGCUGGGCACUUCUGGCGGGAGCGCGGUGCGGAGUCUGAGGCCAGAGCUACCCUGAGGGAGUGGUUGCGUCAGAUACCUUGA
Aspergillus affinis is the source of this 975-nucleotide messenger RNA. RefSeq lists its product as uncharacterized. The record is from RefSeq and is a predicted model, not a curated record. Bases 1 to 975 code for a protein of 324 amino acids. Lineage: Eukaryota; Fungi; Ascomycota; Eurotiomycetes; Eurotiales; Aspergillaceae. The transcript is spliced from 2 exons.